Rhododendron vialii is the source of this 721-nucleotide messenger RNA. RefSeq lists its product as uncharacterized. The coding region runs from base 128 to 493 and encodes 121 amino acids. NCBI's taxonomy places the organism in Eukaryota, Viridiplantae, Streptophyta, Magnoliopsida, Ericales, Ericaceae. The transcript has 3 exons. The record is from RefSeq and is a predicted model, not a curated record.
AACCGCGAUUGACUAAUAUCUGUAUACACGCAUUUAUCUGGUUUCGUGUUCUCGCUUUCUACGCCAAGCUCCGUCUCGCAUUUUCCACAGAGAGAGAGAGAGAGAGAGAGAGAGAUGAGUUACCAGAAUGUGCCCCAGGAGCCAUACCCUCCGCCAGGGUAUGGAUCAACAACCUAUUACCCCUCCGCGCCACCAGCACAAGGCCCACCGCCACCACCACCGCCCCAAUACGACGGUUACGGUGCACCUCCACCGCCACCGCCACCGCAACCCGGAUAUCCGUACCCGCCACCUCCUUACCCGGGAUACCAAGGGUAUUUCAGUCAAGGGUACCCUCCGCCACCGCCGCAGCCACCUCAGCCUUACCAAAUCUACCAUUGUGAGCAUUACCAAUACCAACACGAGUCCGGUUGUUUCUCGUUCCUUCGAGGCUGUUUUGCUGCGCUUUGUUGCUGCUGUCUGUUGGAGGAGUGCUGCUUCUAAGCUGCUAUGAGUUCUACAUGAUGUACGGGGCUGGCUUCUCAUAAUCAUUUACAUAUCUUGGGAGUUCUGCUCUCUGUACCUGUUCUCUCUCCCAUUGUUCUUGAAUAUAUCCCUCUUUGGUAUUGCGUGUGGAUCUUGCAAUUGUGUACUGAAAUUUGUAAAUACUGCGCUAUUGACAAUAUUUGUAAAGAACUAAAGCUCUUCUUUGGCAUGGUACAGUAUCUGGUUAUCUUUUACA